Gordionus sp. m RMFG-2023 is the source of this 1967-nucleotide messenger RNA. RefSeq names its product protein wntless homolog. The transcript has 11 exons. The record is from RefSeq and is a predicted model, not a curated record. Gene Ontology annotation, molecular function: Wnt-protein binding. The coding region runs from base 38 to 1834 and encodes 598 amino acids. NCBI's taxonomy places the organism in Eukaryota, Metazoa, Nematomorpha, Gordioida, Chordodea, Parachordodidae. Gene Ontology annotation, cellular component: organelle membrane; endomembrane system. Gene Ontology annotation, biological process: Wnt signaling pathway; intracellular protein transport; Wnt protein secretion.
CUUUAUUUCAUAUGCUCUUUGUUUUUAAAUUUUUAUAAUGGCUGGGACAGUAUUGGAGAGAUUAAGCGGCAAAAAAUUAGCUAUACUGUGUCUUAUAUUAUUUAUAAGUCAGAUAAUAUGUUUUCUUAUUGGAGGGUUAAUAGCUCCAGAACCUUCAAACGUGCAACAAAUUUUAGCCACAACAUGCUUUGACAAGAAUAAGCUUUUUUCGAACUCUGGCAACAAUGGAAGUUUCAUAUAUCUUAGACCAUCUCAGAAGUCUAAUUGUAUCCCCUUUGACUUGGACGAAUUUACUAGUGACGAGGAGUUGACCAAAUAUUCUACAAAGCAUAACAUACAAGCAGACAAUGUUAUAUUUGUUUUCCAGCUACCUUUGCCUAAAGAUAGGAUGGACUUGGACAUGUCCAGAUGGUUUAAUUCAAUGCUCACGUUGCUAAUGGUAGAUAUCGAAUAUCGAAAAGACAUCGAAUUGACCUCAAAAUAUAUAAGGAUAGAAGCCAAAUUGGCCUACAGAAAUAAGAGAGACAAACCUGAUCAAUGGACACUUAUGGCUCACUCUUUACAAGAUCGAUUACUCAAAUGCCACAUCGACGAAAAUUCUAAAAUCGAAGGAUAUUACUACAACUGUUCUACUCUCCCAUUCUUCGAGCUCGGGAACGUUCACCACGAUUUCUACCUCGUUAACCUCAGGCUUCCUACCCACCCGGGUUCCGAUAUCAACACUGCCAUCGGUAAAAUCAAGGAUAUUUGGCUUGUGGAAAUUCAUCAAAAUGGAGGUUUUACCCGAGUUUGGUUCUCGCUCAAGAUAGUUUGGUUUCCGGUCAUCUUAGCAUUGACCAUAUGGUUCUGGAACAGGGUCGUAACGAGUUCUGGCUUAAAUGACGGGAAACGCUCGGAGACCUACGAAAGCGGAAGCGUGGCUGUUAAGAGCUCCCCUAGUUUAUUGGAGUACACUAUACUCGCGCUGGCUUCGGCGAUGACUUUGUUGAAUAUGCCGGUAGACGUAUUCUCGCUGUGGUUCGACAUGCCUUACAUGCUCUUCUUCGGCGACAUCCGUCAAGGGAUAUUUUACGUUGUCCUCUUCGUGUUCUGGAUCAUUUUCUGCGGGGAACACCUCAUAGACGACGUUCCACGUAAUCGACUCUCGGCGUAUUGGAAGUACUUGAUAGGCGUUGGAUCGGCCUGCAUAUUCCUAUUCGUUUUUGAACUCUGCGAAAGGGGGAUAGAACUCAAGGACCCUUUUUUCAGUAUAUGGUCCACUGAGGCCGGUACCAGGAUAGCCAUAUCGAUCCUGUCACUCUCCGUCAUUUGCAUGGCGUGUUAUUUAGUCAUGCUUUCUCAUUUGAUUUACCGCGUAUUCGCCAACGUUUCCAAGAAACGCUUACUCCUUCCCGCCAUGAAUAAGAGCGUCAAAUUGAAAUAUCAAGGCAUCAUGUACCGUUUCCGUUUUCUGAUGUCGGCCACGUGCGCAUGUGCGGCCAUGACGGUAGCUUUCUUCCUGGCUAGUCACGUCAACGAAAAUAGCUGGAAGUGGGAUUUAGGCGACUCGAGAUCCAAACAGCAUGGCGGAGGGUAUGCUCCCGCACUUCAAUACGCGUCCGCGUUUUAUACGGGCGUAUACGGCAUGUGGAACUUAUACGUGGCAGCGGUGUUAGCUCUGUAUGCUCCCUCCAGGAAAACCAAAAUGGAUGACAUUUCGGAAGAACAGGAAUGUAUCGAAAUCAACAAUAAUCAAAAUCACUACGAUACUAGUAAUUCUAGUAACGCUUAUUACCCCAAAAGUAACGAAAUCUCCGCACUGACCUCAUUCCUUAGAAAGGAGAAUAUUGAUUAACCAAUUUGAAAGAUAUUUAUCAAUUUUUUAAUAGGUUAUAUUUUGAAAAUAUCAUAUUAUUUUUUUUUAUAAAAUAAUUUAAAUUUUAUAAAGUCUUUUUUAAACUGUGUAUGUGUUUUUUUUAAAUGUUAUA